Molecule: messenger RNA, 680 nt
Organism: Selaginella moellendorffii
Lineage: Eukaryota; Viridiplantae; Streptophyta; Lycopodiopsida; Selaginellales; Selaginellaceae
Product: putative germin-like protein 2-1
Exons: 1
Coding region: 1-672 (223 amino acids)
Cellular component (GO): cell wall
Molecular function (GO): manganese ion binding
Source: RefSeq, a predicted model, not a curated record
AUGGCAGCAACAAUGCUGGCAAUUCUCAUCUCCAUCUUUGUCUUUGCGUGCUCGCCACCCCCACUCGUCCUUGCUGCCGAUGAGGACAUGCUCCAGGACGUUUGCGUCGCAGACAACAACAGCACUAUCAUCAUCAAUGGCAAGGUGUGCAAGCCCAUGGCAGCGGUGGUGGCCGAGGACUUCAAGUCGGGCUUGCUCAGGAACCCGGGCAACACCAGCAACAGGCUCGGCUCCGCCGUCACCGCUGCAAACGUUGGCAAUUUCCCUGGACUCAACACUCUGGGCGUCUCGUUUGCGCGCCUCGACUUCGCCCCCGGCGGUGUCAACCCCCCACACGUCCACCCCCGGGGCACCGAGCUCCUCUUCCUCGUCCAGGGAGCUCUCUACGUGGGCUUCGUCACCACCGCACCGGAGAACCGGCUCUUCGCGCAGACCAUAUAUCCCGGCGAGCUGUUCGUGUUCCCCCGUGGAUUGAUUCACUUCCAGAUCAACGUUUGCAAUGAGCCUGCGGUGGCGGUGGCCGGGUUUAACUCGCAGAACCCCGGAGUCUCCCAGGUUGCCAAGGCCGUGUUUGGCUCAAAUCCUCCCAUCCUGGACGCCGUCAUCGAGAGGACGUUCCAGAUCGAUGAUGCUCUCGUGCAGAGGCUCAGGGAUCUCGUGAGCAUGACGUAGAAUAUCGU